Aspergillus mulundensis is the source of this 843-nucleotide messenger RNA. Its product is annotated as Rho4-like protein. Gene Ontology annotation, molecular function: GTPase activity; GTP binding. Bases 1 to 843 code for a protein of 280 amino acids. Lineage: Eukaryota; Fungi; Ascomycota; Eurotiomycetes; Eurotiales; Aspergillaceae. The transcript has 3 exons. Gene Ontology annotation, biological process: small GTPase-mediated signal transduction. The record is from RefSeq and is a predicted model, not a curated record.
AUGUCUGGCUCAAUGUACGAUGACCAAUAUUAUGCGAAUUCGCGCCGCCAUUCUCUCGUCACUCCUCCGCCCUCGAUGGCUCCGCGGCAGAACAGGAUGCGCAGCCAAAGCGUCCGAGUCAGCAACGGCACAGUCAGUACAGAUAACAGCAUGUCCAGUGGGAGGGAAUCGGAAGCGACGAAUAUAACCCAACCGCCGGCAUAUUCCAAGAAGUUCGUCGUGGUGGGAGACGGAGGAUGCGGGAAGACGUGUCUGUUGAUUAGUUAUUCGCAGGGUUACUUCCCAGAGAAAUAUGUCCCUACAGUAUUUGAAAACUAUAUUACACAAACGCUGCACCGAAGGUCCGGGAAGACCGUGGAGUUGGCGCUUUGGGAUACUGCUGGCCAGGAGGAAUACGACAGAUUGCGCCCUCUCUCAUACCCCGAGACCGAUCUCCUGUUUGUGUGUUUCGCUAUCGAUUGUCCUGCAUCCCUUGAAAACGUUAUGGAUAAGUGGUAUCCCGAGGUGCUACACUUCUGCCCUACAACUCCGAUCAUCCUAGUCGGGCUGAAAUCAGACCUGCGCAACAAGCGAACGUGUAUCGAGCUCCUGAAGACACAAGGCUUGACGCCCGUCACGCCAGAACAAGGGCAGGCGGUGGCCGGCCGGAUGAAUGCAUCCUACGUAGAAUGCAGCAGUAAAGAGAUGCGAGGUGUCGACUCUGUUUUCCAGCUCGCAGUGGAUACUGUCGUUGCCGUCGAAGAGCAAAGCUGGGAUACUCGUCUACCUUCAUCGGCUGGGAAACCUGGUGGCAAGCCCACCGGUGGUAAGAAGAUCAAGAAGCGCAGCUGCAAGAUCCUCUAA